Messenger RNA from Protopolystoma xenopodis, 390 nucleotides. The record is from the annotation of a GenBank genome assembly. Lineage: Eukaryota; Metazoa; Platyhelminthes; Monogenea; Polystomatidea; Polystomatidae.
AUGUGUCGAUGUGUGUGCUUUUGUGUUUUGACGGUGCACAAAGUCCGGCUGAUCUCGCGCAAAGUCGAUGAUGGAUUGGUUUUGGGCUGUUGCAUUUGUCAAAUGCUUUUUACUCCUCCUCGCCUCAACAUUCUACGACCGCCAGAAGCCGUGUCCAGCCUUUGUUCGUCCGAGACAUGCAACAUCAGACAAGGUACCAAACUGAAUUCAGCCUCCAAGUCUAUUCUUAUCUCAUCUAAAGUGCCUUCUCGGCGGACCGGAAUUGGUGAAAAAACGCCACCAGCUGAUCACACUUUCUCAGCCCACUCUAAAAUGCCUCACGGUACUUUUACAGAGUCUGUCUUCCCACGGAACUUCGAGAUAUCAACGAUACCAUCACAGAAGCCGUGA